Candoia aspera is the source of this 864-nucleotide messenger RNA. It is a transcript of the gene FGF12, whose product is annotated as fibroblast growth factor 12. Gene Ontology annotation, molecular function: sodium channel regulator activity; growth factor activity. Lineage: Eukaryota; Metazoa; Chordata; Lepidosauria; Squamata; Candoiidae. Gene Ontology annotation, biological process: regulation of voltage-gated sodium channel activity. The coding region runs from base 42 to 773 and encodes 243 amino acids. The transcript is spliced from 5 exons. The record is from RefSeq and is a predicted model, not a curated record. Gene Ontology annotation, cellular component: cytoplasm; nucleus.
UGAUGGCCGGCGGCCUGUGACCGCUGCCCGCCCCGUCGGCCAUGGCCGCGGCCAUCGCCAGCUCGCUGAUCCGGCAGAAGCGCCAGGCCCGGGAGUCCAACAGCGACCGCGUGUCCGCCUCCAAGCGGCGCUCCAGCCCCAGCAAGGACGGGCGCUCCCUCUGCGAGAGGCACGUCCUGGGCGUCUUCAGCAAGGUGCGCUUCUGCAGCGGCCGGAAGAGGCACGUCCGGCGGAGGCCAGAACCCCAGCUGAAAGGGAUCGUGACCAGGUUAUUCAGCCAGCAGGAAUUCUUCUUGCAGAUGCACCCAGACGGAACGAUCGACGGGACCAAGGACGAAAACAGCGACUACACCCUCUUCAACCUAAUUCCCGUGGGGCUUCGUGUGGUAGCUAUCCAAGGUGUGAAGGCAGGCCUCUAUGUGGCCAUGAACGGCGAGGGGUACCUCUACAGCUCCGACAUCUUCACCCCCGAGUGCAAGUUCAAGGAGUCCGUCUUCGAAAACUACUACGUGAUCUAUUCCUCCACACUGUACCGGCAGCAGGAAUCGGGGAGAGCCUGGUUCCUGGGACUCAAUAAAGAAGGGCAGAUUAUGAAGGGCAACCGAGUGAAAAAGACCAAACCGUCCUCGCAUUUUGUACCCAAACCCAUAGAAGUGUGCAUGUACAGAGAGCCCUCCCUGCAUGAAAUCGGAGAGAAGCAAGGACGCUCCCGGAAGAGUUCGGGGACGCCCACCAUGAACGGAGGCAAAGUCGUCAACCAGGACUCCACAUAGCCGAGUGGCGCGCCCACUGCCCUCCCGGCCGACAACGUCUCUCUGCCACCUGCCCACCGCCACCUGCCCGCCAGCCACCCGAGCGAGGCCG